AUGGCCGAAGAUCACGGGUGGUCGUCUCCGGGCGGCACCGGCGAGAGUCACGGAGGGAUCAGCGAUUCGGAGAUACUGCAGAAUCAGUUGGAGGUCGUCUUCUACCCCGACUCCAAUCACCGCCGUAAAUCCUCCCUCGUUAUGAUGGAGAAACCACGAAUCAGACCACAAUUAGAUCAGUACGACAAAUCUACGGCUUGCUAUGUGCAUUCCCUUAUCGCUGGCGAAUGGGCCGUACCGUCGACCCAUGUGGACGAGACCCAGGAUGCGAUCCGGACACUUAGUGACGAGGAGCCCAACGUCGACACAAAGUCUGGCGAAGAGGACGACGUGGUGUCUGUUAUUGAUAGCGACAAUAAGGUUCUCAAGCCGGUACCGACAGUCGUUCAAUCGCGCCACCUGACGAAGCGACAACUAUCUGACAUGGCAUGGAACGUGCGGAAACUGUCGAAGAAACUGGGUAGCAUCAAGCUUAAGCUCACGGUCAAGAACGUCUUCAUCGUGAGCAAAACACAUGAUGAGUCGUUGGUCAGUCUGACUAGGAAAGUGACUCGGUGGCUGCUAUCCAAGGACCGCGACGCGCCGUACAAUGUCUAUGUGGAGCGCCGCCUCGAGACACAUCCGGAUUUUGGAGCUCUGCAAUUAGUGCAAGAGGAGCCCUCGGCUAAGGGCCGGCUGCUUUACUGGGAUCCCAAGCUUGCGCAAGAACAGCCGCACCUAUUCGAUUUCGUGAUUACCCUUGGAGGAGAUGGGACGGUCCUCUACACGAGCUGGUUGUUCCAGCGUAUCGUGCCGCCGGUUCUAUCAUUUGCGCUCGGCUCACUGGGGUUCAUGACAAAGUUCGACUUUGCAGACCACCAAAAAAUCCUCGAAAAUGCUUUCCGGGAGGGCGUUGUCGUCAGCCUCCGAUUGCGCUUUGAAUGCACCAUAAUGCGGAGCAAAGCGCGGUUGAAGGACCCUAAUUCAAGGGCUCUCACAAGUCGGGAUCUGGUAUUAGAAUUGAUUGGCGAGGAAGGAGAAGAUACAUUAACCCAUACUCCGGACCGAGUCUACGAGAUUCUCAACGACGUCGUUCUGGACCGCGGUCCCAAUCCAACCAUGUCUCAAAUCGAACUGUUUGGCGACGACGAGCAUUUCACCACCCUACUUGCAGACGGAAUCUGCAUUGCAACCCCGACGGGCUCGACGGCGUACAAUCUCGCGGCCGGCGGCUCGCUGUCACACCCGGAGAAUCCAGUUAUUCUGGUAACCGCCAUUUGCGCCCACACCCUAUCCUUCCGUCCGAUUAUCCUACCAGACACUAUUGUGCUACGCAUGGGUGUGCCCUACGAUGCGAGGACCAGUUCGUGGGCUAGUUUCGAUGGACGGGAGAGAGUCGAACUACAUCCCGGCGAUUACGUGACCGUGUCUGCAUCGCGAUACCCAUUCGCCGGUGUGUUGCCACAGGAUCGGCGUGGCGAAGACUGGGUGCACAGUAUAUCUAAAACGUUGAAUUGGAAUUCCCGGACUAAGCAAAAGAGCUUUACCAGGCCUUGA
Penicillium subrubescens is the source of this 1536-nucleotide messenger RNA. RefSeq names its product putative NAD+ kinase. Gene Ontology annotation, biological process: NADP+ biosynthetic process; NAD+ metabolic process. Lineage: Eukaryota; Fungi; Ascomycota; Eurotiomycetes; Eurotiales; Aspergillaceae. The record is from RefSeq and is a predicted model, not a curated record. Bases 1 to 1536 code for a protein of 511 amino acids. The transcript has 5 exons. Gene Ontology annotation, molecular function: NAD+ kinase activity.